Molecule: messenger RNA, 1473 nt
Organism: Salvia miltiorrhiza (redroot sage)
Lineage: Eukaryota; Viridiplantae; Streptophyta; Magnoliopsida; Lamiales; Lamiaceae
Product: serine/threonine-protein kinase Aurora-3-like
Exons: 6
Coding region: 378-1244 (288 amino acids)
Biological process (GO): regulation of cytokinesis; mitotic spindle organization; protein phosphorylation
Cellular component (GO): spindle microtubule; spindle midzone; spindle pole centrosome
Molecular function (GO): ATP binding; protein kinase activity
Source: RefSeq, a predicted model, not a curated record
UUAUAUAAAUACAUUCAACCAAAAUAAGCUUACUUGGAUUCCACAAACACUCAAAACAAUUUAUCCAUUAAAGCACAAGCAUUUCUCCUUCUGCUUCGACACACCUGUCAUCUACAUCAAAAAAACGUACAGACAGUAAUCCCUCCUCUUUCUCACUCUCUAAUUGCUGGCAGCAUAUCGGAUUCGUAAUUUUUUUUUACUAGGUAUUAACACUAUUGGGCCAAUAUUAUGGGGCCCCAAAAAUUGGAGGCCAGGGCAAUUGCCCCACCAAAUACACAGCAGGGCCGGCCCUCGCGUCGCGUGCGCCUGAGAAUUCUAUCCCCCCAGUUCCCUCCCAUUCCCCCAUCCCUAAUUCUAUCUCCGAAUUCCCAUUUCCGAUGGCCGACCAGCCGCUCAAACCCCCAAAACGACCCCGACCGACCUCCGAAAGGAAAUGGUCUCUCUCCGAUUUCGACGUCGGCAAACCCCUCGGCAAAGGUAAAUUCGGCAGGGUGUAUGUCGCUCGCGAAAUCAAGAGCAAGUACAUCGUGGCGUUAAAAGUGAUAUUCAAGGAGCAAAUUCAGAAGUAUAACUUGCAGCACCAGUUACGGAGGGAGAUGGAGAUCCAAACCGCCCUGCGCCACCCCAAUGUGCUGAGGCUUCACGGAUGGUUUCACGACGACGAGCGGAUUUUCUUGAUUUUGGGGUACGCUCACGGCGGCGAGCUCUACAGAGAGCUUCGAAAAUUGGGGCACCUCUCCGAGACACAGGCUGCUACGUACAUAGUUAGUCUCACAAACGCUCUGGCGUACUGUCAUGAAAAGCAUGUUAUUCACAGAGACAUCAAGCCAGAAAAUUUGUUGCUUGAUCAUGAGGGUCGGCUGAAAAUAGCAGAUUUUGGUUGGUCUGUACAGUCCAGAAGCAAAAGACACACUAUGUGUGGAACCUUGGACUACUUAGCACCAGAAAUGGUGGAGAACAAAGCGCAUGAUUAUUCUGUUGAUAACUGGACAUUGGGCGUUCUCUGCUACGAGUUCUUAUAUGGUGUCCCUCCAUUUGAGGCUGAAAGCCAGAGGGAUACAUUCAAAAGGAUAUUGAAGGUUGAUUUAACCUUUCCUUCCACCCCUGAGGUUUCAGAAGAAGCUAAAGAUCUCAUUAGCAAGCUUCUUGUGAAGGAGUCAUCAAAAAGGCUGUCUCUUGAGAAGAUCAUGGAACAUCCUUGGAUCACGAAGAAUGCCAAUCCUUUGGGGAUCUGCCCAAAUUAGCAUUAUGCAAUAAUCUUUUUGCUAUUUUGACUCAACUGACAUAAUUCCAAGUUCAAUGAGAAGAUAUAAAAUCACCAACCUGUCAUCUUCGUACUCAUUGAAUUGAAGAGAUAGGAUAUGACACUCUUUAAUGUUUGGCUUGUAUUAUCUAUUUUGAAUGUGACAUUGUAAAGUCUGGAUUCAGUUUCACUUUUUGCUAUGUACAUAAAGCGCUAGUCUUUGCCUUCAA